UUUUACCCAGUAAUAUUAACAUUUAUUAGUACUUUUAAAUCCUAAAAAACAAAAUAAUAGAAGUACUACCUACUAAAUUCAGAAUUUUCUAUUUACUUUUUUUUUUAAAUAAUAAAAUAAAAUUUAUUUUAACAAAUCUUUUUCCGUUACUAAUUUAAAAAUCAAAAUCUGAAACCUCCAUUGUCAUCUUCCUCCUCCUCCCUUCUUCUCUGACCGGGCUGUUACAUAACUAAUCCAUCACAUUCCAUGACAGCCCGGUAACCCUUUUCUUCCAUUAACCCAUUAUAUUAUCUCAAAACGACAUCGUUUUCUGGAGAGAGAAAAUGGAACCAACAACAUCAUCGUCAACGUCAAAAACCUCUGUGGUGGUAUCAUCAUCAGGAGAAGAUUCAAGCAGAACAUCAACAUCAUCAGGAAGAUCAUCAGUGAUAGAUUCAUUAAGAGGUUGUGGAUUAUCUGGUAUAAGGGUUGAUAAAGAAGAUCUCCGUCGUAGGAUUUUGAUCCCACAAUAUCUACGGUUAGCAGUGCGUCGCGCAAUUAAUUCAAAAGAUGUCAAUGCUGGUGUUGAUUCAGCAGAUCUUUUGGCUGCAGAAGAGGUGGAGAUUCCACCAGAAGCUCCAUUGGUUGUUUUUAUUAAUUCUAGAAGUGGUGGUAGACAUGGGCCUGAACUUAUGUCCAGGCUUCAGGAACUAAUUACUGAAGAACAGGUAUUUGACCUUUCAGAUGUCAAGCCUAAUGAGUUUGUGCAGUAUGGAUUGGCUUGCCUCGAGCAGUUGGCUAGUGUGGGUGAUGCUUGUGCGAAAGAGGUUCGGGAAAAGCUAAGAGUAGUGGUAGCUGGGGGAGAUGGUACAGUUGGUUGGGUACUUGGAAGUCUAGGAGAACUUCACAAAGACGCUAGAAAUCCGAUUCCUUCAGUGGCAAUCAUUCCUCUUGGCACAGGAAAUGAUUUGUCCAGGAGUUUUGGCUGGGGUGGCUCAUUUCCAUUUGCUUGGAAGUCGGCAGUCAAAAGAUCUCUUCAAAGGGCUAGUACUGGUCCUAUAUGUCAUUUAGAUAGUUGGCAAUUGUCAAUAACAAUGCCUGCAGGAGAAGUUAUGGAGCUCCCUCAUUCCUUAAAGUCCACUGGAGAAUGCACUCUUGAUCAGGGCUUUUUGCUAGCUGGCCGGCUUCCUGAGAAAGUGACUUGCUAUGAUGGAGUCUUCUACAAUUAUUUCAGCAUCGGUAUGGAUGCACAAGUUGCUUUUAGCUUCCAUAACCUGCGUAAUGAAAAACCUUACCUUGCUCAGGGUCCAAUUUCAAAUAAGCUGAUUUAUUCUGGAUACAGCUGUACCCAGGGUUGGUUUUUUACGCCUUGUGUGAGUGAUCCGAGUUUAAGGGGACUCAAUAACAUUUUGAGAGUUCAUAUUAAAAAAAUCAACUGUUCAGAAUGGGAGCACAUACGGGUUCCAUCUAGUGUAAGAUCAAUAGUGGCAUUGAAUCUUCAUAAUUAUGCAAGUGGAAGAAAUCCAUGGGGCAACUUGAGACCUGACUACUUGGAAAAGAGAGGCUUUGUUGAGGCCAACGCUGAUGAUGGUCUUCUUGAAAUUUUUGGUUUGAAGCAUGGAUGGCAUGCCUCUUUUGUGAUGGUAGAAUUAAUAUCUGCCAAGCACAUUGCACAGGCUGCUGCGAUAAGGUUUGAAGUACGAGGUGGCGAAUGGAAACAAUCGUUUAUGCAAAUGGACGGGGAGCCAUGGAAACAACCGUUAGAUAGAGAGUAUUCGACAUUUGUGGAAAUAACGAGAGUCCCAUUUCAUUCUGUAAUGAUUCGAGGUGAAUAACACUCUCCUCUAAUCCUCUACUACUAUGAUAUGCGAGCUUUCAAGACUCUCGUCUCUGCCAAAUUUUCUCUUGCCAAUCAUCGUCUAUGUAAAGCAUGGUUAGAAGCUGUAAUUUAUCGUAGAUACAAUAGUUGUUUCAGUGUGUUGUAAAAUGUAAAUCGUUCUGCUAACGUAGUGAUCUUGCGUGCAAUGAAGUCGAGCCAAACGUGUGCGAUUGUUAGCUUGAGGUGUUGACGAAGUUUGGAAACUGAGUACAAUCAUUGUAUUAUUGAGCCAUUUGAGUGAUGAAAACCAUAUUGAUUUGUGUAAAA
This is a messenger RNA of Amaranthus tricolor (Joseph's coat), 2125 nucleotides long. Its product is annotated as diacylglycerol kinase 4-like. The transcript has 12 exons. Bases 324 to 1814 code for a protein of 496 amino acids. Lineage: Eukaryota; Viridiplantae; Streptophyta; Magnoliopsida; Caryophyllales; Amaranthaceae. Gene Ontology annotation, molecular function: ATP-dependent diacylglycerol kinase activity. The record is from RefSeq and is a predicted model, not a curated record.